ACUAGAUCCUAAUAUUUUACUGCCGUGUGUUUUAGAGGUGGAAAAACAAUCCGCUAAAGUUUUUCGGCAACAAUAUCCCGCUGCGGCUGACAUGUGUACAAACCAAAAAAGAGAGAGAGAGAGAAAGAAAAAUAUCGAGAUAGCCUAAGUUGGCAUGAAUGGAAUGGACAAUAACUGUGAAUUGAACUUUCCAGUUCAUUUGAAAAUAUUAUCGCAGUGUGAUUGACAAACGUUGUCCCCGCGCUGCUACUGUUACAAACAAAGGACACGCAGCCGUGAAAAUGUCAGCAAUCGAAAGAGCGAGAGACAAACGGAGAGAAAACGGAGAGACGGAACGGCAUUGGGAGUCCGAUUUUCUACCGAGUGGCCUAAUCGCCACGCGAGCCUAGAUGGAUAGUUAUAUGUGGACGGAUGUGUUGUUUGUCGGUGUUCCUGUAAUGUCUGCGGAAGACACCCGCUGCUACUUUGAGGAACAACCAUCUGGCUGAGUUUAGUGCUCUGUGAUGUUUGGUGCAUCUGUACGGUGAUUUACUGGAAUAUAUUUGUGUUGCGUAACAUGAGGGAUAGCACGCAAGAAUGUUGUUAACAGCAGUCCUUGUGUUCGUUGUGUUGUUAUGCAACGUCGACAUGUCCAACGUCGUGACGACCAGCUCUCUAAUGAUCGACUACGCAUGCCCAGGACGACCGUGUGACUGCAUCUGGCUCAAGGACACAGACGACAUCUACCUGGAAUGCUCGUUCCUGUUUUUCAGCGAGGACUACUUUCGGCGAAUACCAGCAGAAAAGACGUCAUAUCUGUCGUUGACCUGUGUCGAGGAUGACGGAAACUCUCAUCAGUUGUGGGAACACAUGUUCCAGCAUCUCAAAUAUCUGAAAAUGUUAUGGUUUAAAAACUGUAAAAUCAUCGACCUUCCAGAUUUAAUUUUCUCUGGCUUGGAGUCACUACAGGAGCUCAAAAUCGAAGGAGCCACAAUUUCCAGCAUCCACCCAAAGUUCCUGGACUAUUCGCCUGAUCUGAAGCUGUUGUACGUCAUCGGCAGUGGAGUGACAUACAUACCACCACUUUGUUCCAUGCAGAGUCUUCAGGAAUAUAACGUGUCCUACAACAAUCUGAAUAACUUCAACGACUCUGGACUCAACUGUCCCAAGAGGUAUCUGGACAGUCUGAAAGUUAUCGACAUGAGAUACAACAAGGUAUCAGUUAUUCCUUCAAUAAUGGGUCUGUCCUUCCCCAACCUGACCAGACUCACGCUGUCCGACAACUAUCUGCGUAAGAUAGAAUCAGAUUCGCUGAACCGUCUGCAGAAUUUGAUGUGGCUCGACCUCAGCAACAAUUCGCUGACGGAUUUGGCAGCAGACACGCUGCAAAACUGCUCUGAACUGAUACUACUCGCUUUGUCGGACAAUCCACUCGAUGGUCUUCCAGAAAGGAUGAUUGCAAGUCUGAAAAGCUUGGCCGUUUUACAACUUGACAAUCUAAAUGUGAGCGACAGGAUCUGGGAUGAGUUGUCUUCGUUAAGGAAUGUAGAAACUCUUUCGUUGUCUUCAAAUCUCCUCACGAGUAUCGAUUCCGACGUUAUGGCUGACCUAUCCCUUAUCAUGUACUUUAAUAUAUCCAACAACAGGAUAACUAAAAUUUCCAGGAAUGUGUUCAAGAAACAGAUUCGUGCAUUUAUAAUAGAUCUAUCAAAUAACUAUCUCACAGGCAUUCCCAGGCAGACCUUUCGCAAUCAGUUUAGCUGUGAGAUUUUGGAUCUCUCUCACAAUAAUAUCCACUCAAUCGGUAAUGGCGCGUUCUCGGGUCUGAGAAAUAUAAAACUGUUGGAUUUAAGUCACAACAGACUGAAGACCAUGCCUCAGAAUUGUCUUUCAGACAUGGACGGACUUGUCAGUUUAAAUCUUUCAAAUAACUUCUUAACGGAUUUACCUAAUUUUCUUGCAUUUUCCUCGUUAGAAGUCCUGAACUUGCAAAACAAUGACUUGCCUAAGCUCGACAGGACAGCUUUCGUGGGGUUAAGUAAUCUUCGUUGUUUAAACCUGUCAAGAAAUGAUAUUCAACAUUUCCCAACAGGAGUGUUUACAGAUUUAACUCAAGUUGUGGAUCUUGAUCUUGGCUAUAACCAACUGAGCCAUAUCAAAGAUGACUCAUUCCGUGGAUUAGAAGACAUCAAUAACCUAAACCUUAAAUCAAAUAAUAUUACCGAUAUAUCCUUCUCUCUGCGAAAUUUAAACAACCUGGUGAACAUAGAUAUGUCUAAUAACAAGAUUGAGGAAUUAUACAGAGGACAAAUCCCUGAUUCUAUAAUGUAUAUCAACAUGAAUUUGAAUCGACUGAAGUACAUUUCUCCCAAUACCUUCCGAACUAUGUACAGAUUAAGGCGGGUUAUCCUCACUAACAAUGAACUGAGAACACUUCCAAAAAUUUCAGUGGAAGUCAAGCAGGAUUUAAUCCCGCGACCCCAAAUGUUUAUAGCCUGGAAUCGCUUAAGAUGCGACUGUGAAACAAGCUGGCUGAAAGACAUACAAGAUAUGAACAACGUGGAUGAUAACAUGGAUUUUCUGCCUGGUUUCCCAGAUUACCGGGUGCUUUCGUGUGACAGCGUGUACGAUAAAUGGAUGAGCUUUUUCAGAAAGGUUCCCAGGUCUCAUUUUCUGUGCGAAUAUAAAGAAAAAUGUGAUAAUAACUGUCCGUGCUGUGGCUUCGACCACUGCUAUUGUAAGCAUGUGUGUCCUUCGCCGUGUCUGUGUCUUGUCGGCGAUGGACAUCUACCAAUCCAUCGUGUUCACUGCGAGUCUCGAAACCUGACGUCAGUUCCGGUUCACUUGCCACCAGGCGCAACGGAACUGUUGUUAGAAUCCAACAGCAUUGCAGAGAUCCCGAAACAUACCUUUCUGGGACUUGCAAAUGUAGAAGUGCUCUAUUUAAACCACAGUAAUAUAUACUCGUUGGAAAAUGGUUCUUUUGUAGGACUGAAGUCUUUGAAAAGACUGUAUCUGAAUGAUAACUUCUUGAGUGUGAUCUACUUAGCCACAUUUAAGGGUAUUACUCAACUGGAGGAACUAUAUUUGCAGAAUAACCAAAUAGCAUUUAUUGAGACGGGAUCGUUGAGCAGUUUCAGGAACCUACUUAUUGUUUCACUUAAGAACAAUUUCUUGACAUCCGUUGACAUCGAUGAUGUUUCGAUGCUUGUUAAUCAUUCUCUUAUACUGUUGAGUAACAAUAUCUGGACGUGCCAGAUGCCGUUUGUAUGUGAAUUCAAACAAUUCAUCAACCAACACGCCCCAUCAAUUCCAGACGCCAAUAACAUUCGUUGCCAGCUGGAAAGGGAUUAUGAAGCAGGGCCUGCAGUCAUCCCUUUUCUUGACUACAAUGACGAAAUCAUUUGCGUCGAGAACAACACGAUGUUUACAAACAUAUCGUCCAAUAAGGCCGUCCACAUUGGCGAAGUCAAGAGACUUACGGCCAUGAUAGGUAUUUCCAUAGCAACGCUAGUGGUGGUUGUGGCCGUGGUGCUGGUGAUAUGGAAGAAAGAACUACUGCAGGUGUGGUGCUUCUCCAAGUUCGGCUGGCGGAUGCUGGCCAAGGAAACGAAAGACGCAGACGACAAGCGCAUGUACGACGCCUUUGUCUGCUGCAGCAACAAGGACGAAUACUUCGUCAUUCACGAACUGACCCCGAAGCUGGAGAGAGGUCACAAGAGAUUCAAGCUGUGUCUGCACUUCAGAGACUUCACCGUGGGCGAGUCCAUCGCAGAGGCGAUCGUAAACAGCAUCGAGAACAGCAAGAGGACGAUCGUCGUGCUGUCGGACAACUUCCUCGAGUGCGAGUGGUGCAAGUUCGGCUUCCAGACGGCGCACCAGCAGGUGCUGCACGAGCGCAACAACAGGAUGAUCGUGAUUGUGAUGCACGACAUGGACGAGAAGAGACUCGACCCGCAGCUCAAGAUCCACAUGAAGACGAGGACCUACCUCAAAUACAGAGACCCCUGGUUCUGGGAGAAGCUCUUCUUCUCCAUGCCAGAUAUUCCACCUGAGAGGGAGAUCGACCAGGUCCACGGGAACUUCCCUCACCACGAGAGCAUAUCUGGCUUCAGCGCCAACGGGAGGGUCAGUGUUAUUUCGGAGAAUAUCGUCAACGGGUUGUAUGAGGAGCCCCUCCCGAGUUCGGGUGUGUACCAGACGUUAGACAGUGCUUGUGGUAGCAACUCAGAAAACUAUUGUGCUUCCCACUGUAACAGCUCUGGCCAUUACGAAGAGGUGGAGCCGUUGCCGCAUGUCCAUCAUAAUCAUUCUGUCACGGCGACAGCCCCGCCACUACCACUCACCGCUCCACCCCUCCCGCUUCCAAGAAACAGUGUUGCGAGAAAAGUAUCUAUUAAAGACAGACCAGUGUAAGUACGUGGGUCUGUCUGUGUUAUUUAUCACUCUAAGUAAAAACAUUAGUGCUUAAUUUUUAUGCUGAAUUAGACCUUUCAGUCAGAACAUGUAGAAAUACUCAUUGUUUGAAUUGUACAAAUAUUGUACAUAGUACUGCAGAUAUAUUAAAUAAUUAGAUAUUUAUCUGCAUACGUUAUAGUCGUUGACAAAUUGGUAUGGAUAAUAUUCAGCCGAAUCAACUAUGUGCAUCUUGUGUAAAAACGAACUCGAAAAUGCCAUUCUUGUACCCAAAUUGUUUCCUCUAUAAAAAUCACGUGUUUAUAAAGGUCAUGUGCUUGUCUUAUGGGUUUAACCAGAAUGGAUGAAUGUGUUGAACUGUUUGCAUCAGUAACCUCGAUGUUACAAUCUAUAUUCUGUGGAUGCAUGAUAAAACGCGGAUGCGGAUAAAGGAUGUUACGAAAGGUUGUAUGGGUCUUGUGCUGAAAUCGUCAGUAGACUAUAAACACGAAACUGAACUGGCUGGACGAAUGGCAGGAUUCCGUGUGUUCCAAAACCACGAACAUAGGACAGUGAAGAAGAGGUGACUGUGAGUUCCGCGGACUGCGUCAUUUUAUACGUCUUCUGUUCAGUUUUAAAUUAUAAAUCUGUGAUAUUUGUUAUAAAUUAUGAAACAAUAAAGCCCUUCAGUUCGCUUAAUCUUAUCAAUACAAUACAUACAUGUAUGCAAUAAUGAACAAUGAAUUUAGCGGUCUGUUGCUGAGAUUUGGAGAACAUAAAUGUAGUCCCAUGAUGGCACAGAAUAUUUAUUGGACAUCCAUUCUAUAACGUCAUGCUUGUUUGUUUUUUUAAUAAAGGAAGACUUGUGGUGCA
This is a messenger RNA of Gigantopelta aegis, 5247 nucleotides long. Its product is annotated as toll-like receptor Tollo. Gene Ontology annotation, cellular component: membrane. The record is from RefSeq and is a predicted model, not a curated record. Gene Ontology annotation, biological process: toll-like receptor signaling pathway; immune response. Lineage: Eukaryota; Metazoa; Mollusca; Gastropoda; Neomphalida; Peltospiridae. Gene Ontology annotation, molecular function: transmembrane signaling receptor activity; protein binding.